AAAAGAGAACCACCCGUCAAACCUCGUACAGAAGGCAAGGAGCAACAUGCAAAACCUCAAGAAUCAUCUUAUGGAAAUCCUUUCCCACAAAACAAUCCAUUUCAUUUCCAUUUUAACAUCCAGAUGCCGAUGAUGCCUCAAUAUAUGACGAUGCCUCCAGAUAUGACGAUGCCUCCAGAUAUGACGAUGCCUCCUAAUAUGAUCAUGCCUCAACAGAUGAGGAUGCCUCAACAGAGGAUGCCUCCAGAUAUGAUGAUGCCUCCAAAUAUGAUCAUGCCUCAACAGAUGAGGAUGCCUCAACAGAGGAUGCCUCCAGAUAUGAUGAUGCCUCCAGAUAUGAUGAUGCCUCCAAAUAUGAUCAUGACUCAACAGAUGAGGAUGCCUCAACAGAGGAUGCCUCCAGAUAUGAUGAUGCCUCCAAAUAUGAUUAUGCCUCAACAGAUGAGGAUGCCUCAACAGACGAUGAAGUCUCAACGGAUGAUGUAUCCAAACUCACAAUCUCAAUCCACAACCCCCAAAAGUUCUAUUUCUGCCAAAUCUACAAAUAAGAAACGGGGCCAGGAUUGGUGUGGCCUUUGUGGCAAAUUUUUUUUCCACCUAUGGAGACAUUUUACUAACAAACAUCAAACCGAGCCACAUGUCAUCUCACUGAUAAAGCUGCAAGCGAUAAACAUAGAAGAAUUUGACAGCCAAUGGGCAACAUUAAAAUCAGAAAUGCUUAAGAAAAGUGGACUUGUAGAUGCUCAGACAAUCAUAUGUGAUUGCGGCACGAGGUGCAAACGCUCUACUAUCGCACAGCAUAUUCGUUUGUAUUGCCCUAAGAACAAGGACAUACUAAAUCGAAGAAAGAAAGUAAAAGAACUGAGAUCAAAAGCGUCUUCCGAUGACUGGCACCCUAAAUUGUUUAAGGAGCUGUCUCUGAGCAUGAAAAAAGAUGAGGUCUAUCAUAUUGGAGCUAAAGAUGUCAUUCUUGUGAAGUAUAUAACAAAUGCAUUGGAAAACCGGACUGAUCAAGAUGACUAUGGUACCAUCAAAACUAGAUUUAGGAUGAUCUCAAAGAUACUUGCCGCGGUGUCGGAAGCUGCAGGGAAAGAACUAAGUAUGGUGGAAGUCCUUAAUGUCAAAAAGUACUGGAAUAUUAUGAAGGAUCUUGGAACUGGUAAAUUGAAAACUGACUUCUUCAACUUCAAAGCAGUCUCAUUACAGUUUCCGAAAGCCUUGGGAAUUAUGGCAGCACAGGCUAUAAAGCAUUUACGGGAAACCGGCGGUGAUCCAAAGCUGAUAGAAGAUGUAAAAGAGUUCCAGCUCCACAGGAAUGAGUACUGGAACCAGGAUGUGGGGAAGAAAUUAUCAGUGGAGAAGAAGAUCUCGAAAUUUAAUAAAGCAUUAGUGAUGCCUACCAAAUCUCUUGUAAUUAUCAGCAGUGCUUAG
Messenger RNA from Eurytemora carolleeae, 1431 nucleotides. RefSeq lists its product as uncharacterized. The transcript is spliced from 5 exons. The annotation marks the transcript as partial. Lineage: Eukaryota; Metazoa; Arthropoda; Copepoda; Calanoida; Temoridae. The record is from RefSeq and is a predicted model, not a curated record.